Molecule: messenger RNA, 927 nt
Organism: Fraxinus pennsylvanica
Lineage: Eukaryota; Viridiplantae; Streptophyta; Magnoliopsida; Lamiales; Oleaceae
Source: the annotation of a GenBank genome assembly
AUGGCAACCAUCGGCCAUAGCCCAACCCUCUGCGGGGUUCUCUCCGAAACCAAGCUCACAAUACGGGCCAAUUCCCGCCAUUUCUUAGCCCUUUCAAUUCUCUUCCUCCUCCCCCUCUCUUUUGCCUCCAUCCUAUACCCAUCUCUCAUAACAACCCUCUCUACUACCAACUUCAUUACUUCCCACUACCACCAAAAUUCCCGUCUCCUUAUCACUCUUCUAUACAUGCUUUUUGUGUUCCUUUUCUCCAUUUUCGCCACUGCCUCAAUUUCCUAUAGUACUUUCCACGGAUUCUAUAAUAGAUCCGUCAGCUUCAUCUCCUCUAUAAAAUCCAUCUUGUUUUCAAUUUUUCCUCUCCUUUUGACUGUUCUGGCUUCCCAGUUCAUAUUGAUUUUCAUUUUCGUUAUUUUCGGCCUUUUGGGGGCUUUAUUGUAUGAAGGGCUCCUGACUUUCGGAGUCGAUGUCGAUUAUGGAUCGAAUUAUUUGCUGGGUUUUGUUAUUUGUAUGACGAUUUUGAUUCUGGUGGUGACAAUUUACAUGCAAGUAGAAUGGUCGUUGGCGUAUGUGGUGGCGGUGGUGGAAUCCAAAUGGGGUUUUGCACCCUUGAAGAGGAGUGCUUAUUUAAUCAAUGGGAUGAAAUGGAUUGCUCUAUCAAUAAUGUUAUACUAUGGGAUAUUGACUGGGGUUUUAACAAUUUCGUGUUCGACAUUGCUCGUAUAUUUAGGUGGCAUUAAUGGAGGCUGGGCAGCCAUUCUUGAGAUAGUUUUAUGCUCAGUUCUUCUGACAAUGAUGAUGCUUAGCUACGUCGCUGCCUACACAGUGUUGUAUAUCUAUUGCAAGGUUUUACAUGGGGAAAUGGCAUUUGAUAUUGCAGAUGAGUCUGCAGAAGAUUAUGUUAGCUUGCCUGUUGAUGAUGGGAAAGUUUGA